ACUGAGAAAAUGUUGCAGUUUGGGACAAAAAAUUCUCGACAUGCGUGGUACAUUUCAGCGUAAGAGGUUAAAAUCUGCGUUUCGUAAGGCAGUGAAAAUCGUGGAGAGGCGGGAGAGAACGGGCGACGGCCGAAUCGGGAUCAGAGUCUGGUGACAUAAAAGUGAGAAAGUAAACAAGGUGUGCGCGUGCACCGUCGUGUCCACGUACGCCAUGUGCGCCCGUUCAUGAUCAGCAAGUGCUCCGAAUAACGUUGCUCUGUCGCUACGAGUCUUCGAGUUUGACUAGCGAAGAAAGAAGAAGAAAAAAAAAAAACACUCAGUAUUGUUAAAAAUAUUGUGCAUCGCAGUUUUGAAAUCGCGGGGGAUCAAAGAGCUUUCUUCGAUUGAAACAGUGCGCGUAACGAAUUGUUAAGGUUAAGUCCGUAACUUGUCGAAGAAAAAGAGAAGACUUGGCUCGUCAAAGAUACGACAUACGCGCCUCGUGUAUUCUUGUUUCGCAUAGCUGGAAAAAAAAAAAAAAAAACAAAGAGAGACAGGAAACAGAGUGCUCGUAAAUCUCUCGUUCCUCAUCUAUAUUCCGUGUCGAACGUCGGAUAAGCAUUUGAGAUCGCGGUUGAAAAGAAGUUGGGCGCGAUAAGUUUGAAAGUCAGCUGUUCGCCGAUCGAGCAGAGAGAACACUGUGCUAAUUCCUCUUCGGACGAUCGAUCGAUGCUUCGAUUUGCAUCGCGUGUUCCGUGCACGCGUGAUAAUUGGCGUACGAACGUAAUCCGACGAGAGUGAUCCGUCCAAUAAAUUCAUCGACAGCGAAAAAUCGGCGCUCGAAAGGUGUUGAAUUCGUCGAACGCUGUCCGCGAGGACCGAUUGCUCUUUCGUUUCCCCUACCGUGUUAACAAUUAGUGCCACGUCUUCGAGCGAACAGUUUGAUCGAUCGUUGAACAUUCUUUACGAUUAACGAUCUUCCUCCGAGAUGAAAGAGUGAUCGACGUCGCGAAUCGGAGGCGCGGCAGUCGGCUCCCAACUCGUGAACCGGUCGAUUGAACGUCGUCUCCGACGAGCGACGUUCGUUUUCGACGUCGGACCCGACCAUCGCGCACCGUCACCAACAGCGUACGAGCAAACAGUGAUUACUAAUUUACCUGAUUGUUUAUCAGCUAAACGGUCGUUAAACGGUGGCCAGUUCCCGUGCAUGUCCAGCCUUCGUGACACGUGGAGGAAGAGGCACGUUAUCGAAGAAAAUUUGCCCCGAGAGGUCGGCUCGCUACGUGGGAGCGAUUAUAACACAAGCCAGUUCAUUCAUCGUCGUGCGGAUUCCAGCGCAGCGGAAGUGACGAGGAGGACGACGAGAACGUUUCCCCGAAGUUCCGAAGAGCGAGCGUGUGCACGCACGCGAUAUCGUUGACUUUCGAAGCGAGUCGCGCCAAUCGCUGGCAGUGGGUGAAAAGAGCGUGUAACGCAUGUGUAUAUAGACGGUGUUCCGCGUGGAACGGGAAACGGGCGGAACGGAGAGAGAGAGAGUGAGAGAGUGAGAGAAAGAGAGAGAGGCGAGGACGGACAGGGAUUCCAGAGAGGAACGCACGACGAGGCAAACGGUAAAGAAAGGGGCAAAGGGGAAAGAAGAGGAAGCAGCGCGAGGCAUCGAGGAACAAGGAUGCGGUCGUGGCGAAUAACAGCGGGCUGCUGGACGACUGAGCGUCCUACGAGACGCACGGUCGCUCCUUGAAGGACACCGCGGUUUUCGUGUCCGGAGGAUGGACUACUCUGUCGAAGGGAACGAGUUGCGUGCGAGACGACCGGCGUUCAUUCUUACAUGACGACCACGCUGUCUUAUGAACCUGAUUGUUCCACUUCGUCGAGGCGUCUCGCCACACUCAGCGCACGAUUAUGCAGCUGAAGAAAGCGAUGCUUAAGAUAUUUGAUCAAUUAGGCCUGCACUUGCGGAGCAUCGAAGAACCGAGAAUGACGGCGGAGACGGCAGCUCCUUGUGUGCAGGGGAUGCAAGGGGCGCAGACUGCUGUGGCUGGUCAGGGCACAUUGCAACAGGUGCAGGAUGGAAAGUCCACCGGUGGUUAUUACUCUUCGACUUCUGCCGUCUAUGAUCCGGAAUACGCCCGCAUGGAAGCUUGGCUCGACGAACAUCCAGACUUCGUCAACGACUAUUUCCUCAGAAAAGUGACGAGACAGACGGUAGACAUGUGGCUAGUCUCGCACGCGACGCCAACAUCAUCGUCGAGCAGUUGCAUGGAGUUGUCCAGUCCUACCCAUGCAGGUGGUACGUCAUCUUCUGGCCGGGGUGGCUCUGGCGGAUCAGGUGCUACAACGCCUGUUCGUAAAAUCUCAGCUCAUGAGUUUGAGCGCGGUGGUUUGUUAAAGCCGAUCGUGAACACAAUUGACGGGACGCCCACAUUUCUUAGCGUUUCGCCUGGGGAUUCGGGCCAACCAGGAGGUCAGCAGGUUAGCUCGGGAAACGCGGGCAGACCCCAAAGACGAUCCAGACACGAAUUGAGGCAUCUCGAUGAGAAGGAUCUCAUCUUUGAAUUGGUAAAGGAUAUCUGUAACGAGCUGGAUGUGAGAUCAUUGUGUCACAAGAUCUUGCAGAAUGUGAGCACAUUGCUGCACGCCGAUCGUGGUUCUUUGUUCCUUGUCCAAGGCGAGAGAGGCGGUGGUUGCAUGCCCUCAUCGCAAAAUCACGAUUCUUCGUCGAACAAUUCGACUGACAAUGCAAAUUCAGGGAAAACGGGAAAUGGGAAUUUCGAGCAACGUGGGACAGGAUACGCGAGGAGCAGAUGUCUAGUCUCAAAGUUGUUCGACGUAUGUUCGAGAUCGACGCUGCUCGAAAUGGAGAAAAAAGAUGAAAUCAAAAUUCCCUGGGGCACGGGAAUUGUCGGAUACGUCGCCGAAAGUGGAGAACCAGUUAACAUACCAGACGCUUACAAGGACACAAGAUUCAACCGUGAAAUUGACGCAUUAACGGGAUAUAGAACCAGAGCUCUUUUGUGUAUGCCAAUAAAGGAUUGCAAUGGAGAUGUUAUUGGAGUUGCACAGGUUAUCAAUAAACUCGGUGGCGAAAGUCAAUUUACUACGCAAGAUGAAAAAGUUUUCGCUGGAUAUUUGCAAUUCUGUGGAAUUGGAUUAAGGAAUGCGCAGCUGUAUGAAAAAAGUCAAUUAGAAGUGAAAAGAAAUCAGGUACUUUUGGACUUGGCUAGGAUGAUUUUUGAAGAACAAAGCACGAUAGAACAUAUGGUCUUGAGGAUUUUAACGCAUACACAAUCCUUAAUACAGUGUCAGCGAGUACAGGUCCUUCUCGUGCACAAGGCAUCAAAGGGGAGUUUCUCACGAGUGUUUGAUUUCGAGGCGAACGACCUCACCGGCGAGGAUUCAGAUUCUCGCACUAGUCCAUUCGAGAGCAGAUUCCCUAUAAAUGUCGGCAUCACUGGCUAUGUCGCUACGACUGGCGAGACCGUGAAUAUACCGAACGCCUAUGACGAUCCAAGGUUCGAUCCUUCGGUAGAUGAUGGCACUGGAUUUAGGCAUCGCACUAUCCUCUGCAUGCCUAUCAAGAACUCAUCCGGUCAGAUUAUCGGCGUUAUUCAGCUCAUCAACAAAUUCGACGAUCUUGUCUUUACAAAGAACGACGAGAACUUCGUCGAGGCAUUUGCUAUUUUCUGCGGCAUGGGAAUUCACAACACACACAUGUAUGAAAAAGCUGUGAUAGCAAUGGCCAAACAAAGCGUCACAUUAGAAGUGCUUAGUUACCACGCUUCCGCAUCAUUGGAGGAUGCACAAAGAUUAAGGGGUUUAAGAGUGCCUUCUGCAGCGUAUUUUCAAUUGCACGAUUUCAAAUUCGAUGACAUUCAUAUGGAAGACGACCAAACUCUGACAGCGUGUCUUCGAAUGUUUUUGGAUCUUGAUUUCGUGGAACGUUUUCAUAUUGACUACGAUGUCCUUUGUCGUUGGCUUCUUAGUGUAAAAAAGAAUUAUCGAAAUGUCACAUAUCAUAAUUGGCGUCACGCGUUCAAUGUUGCGCAAAUGAUGUUUGCCAUUUUAACUGCCACACAAUGGUGGAAAAUUUUUGGAGAAAUUGAGUGUCUUGCAUUAAUUAUUGCCUGUUUGUGUCACGAUUUGGAUCAUCGGGGUACGAAUAAUUCUUUUCAAAUCAAAGCGUCCUCGCCAUUGGCACAACUUUACUCAACAUCAACGAUGGAACAUCAUCAUUUUGAUCAGUGUCUUAUGAUAUUGAGUAGCCAGGGAAAUCAAAUUUUAUCAAAUUUAUCUCCCGAAGAAUAUUCUCGUGUGGUAAAAGUUCUCGAAGAAGCAAUCCUCUCUACCGAUCUAGCAGUUUACUUCCGAAGAAGAGGAGCUUUUCUUAGCUUAGCUCAAAAUAGUGGUUACAAUUGGGCUUAUAGUGAUCACCGGGAACUUUUAAGAGGAAUGUUGAUGACUGUAUGUGAUUUAGCUGCUAUAACUAAACCCUGGGAAGUUGAGAAGAGAGUGGCAGAAUUGGUUAGCAGUGAAUUUUUCGAACAAGGAGAUAUCGAAAGGCGGACUCUUAAUAUCACUCCUAUUGACAUUAUGAACCGCGAGAAGGAAGACCAACUGCCAAUGAUGCAAGUUGGCUUCAUCGAUUCGAUAUGCCUUCCUAUAUACGAGGCAUUCGCUUUAUUAUCGGAUAAAUUGGAACCAUUGGUCGAAGGGGUUAGAAAGAAUAAACAACAGUGGUUGAAGAUCGCGGAGUCUAGAUGUAAAACAGACAACUGCACGAAUCAUGAUAGGACGGUGUCAGUGUCCGAUACCGAAGAAACCAGAGAACAGAUGGACCAAUAGUCAUUGUUUUGGUGGACAUGACAUAAAAUGGAGACAAAUGUAUACGGAUUUCUACCUGUUUUUAGAACGAAGAAUAAACAGAACACGAUGUUAAAAAUAGUAGCAGGUGAUAAUCACUCAUAAAUUUGAGGAGUUUUACACCUUCUCAAUGCUAGGUAUUACAAAUACUGUUAAUGUAUGUCGGAACAUUCUUUGUAUUGAUGCUUCAUAAUGUUGCAGCUAUAGAGAAAAAUUCUUCAGAAUCAUAUAUAAAAACGAUAAAUAUAGGGUAUAUAAACAAUUACUUACAAUGAUCUUGAGUUUCACGAUGAGAUCAUCUUGUGUUAUCAAGAUCAUCUUUCUGAGUAACCUUCAAAAUAUUUCUUAUCUAACUUCAUACAUAUACAUAUUACGCCAAUCCAAACCAAAAUCAAUAAGCAAAAAAGUAACAAAAUAUUUUUUAAAUAAAAAGAUAAAUUCCUGGCCAACAAAAAUUGAAAUUAUGCUCUUAACAACAUAUUUUAUUGACUAUUUUAUUAAAAUUGGUGAAAUUAAUUUUAUGAAUAAAAUUUAACCAAGUUUUAACGAGUGACUUAUAACUUUUUAACAGAUGACUGAAACCUCUUGAAGAUUACUCAGGAGAGUGACCUUCAUACAUAUAUGAAGGUCACAUUGAAAGUUAGACUUUUAAACGUCGUAAAAACUGUGAAAACUCUUCUAUUUUGAGAAAUCAUUAAUUGUAUGCCUUGAGUGUUUUCCAGUUUUAUUUGCAUGUAAUCCUAAAUUGAAAUUUAAUUUUACUUAAAAGAAUAAAAAUUAUUUUUAGCGAGAUUAUCGUAUACAUUUUAUACAUUCAUCAAUGAAAUAAAAAAAAUCAAGGAAGCUGAAGGUGAUUAGUUUAAAACGAUUGUUGAGAUGCUUCGUCCUCUCUAAAACAGAUCAAUCCCGAGAUGCUACUCUUGUACCUGAUCGUAUUGUACGUAUACUUACUAUGGCAGAUCUUUGAUAUCCAGAGAGGACGAAGUAGAAUGAUGAUGUAUAAAAAAUUCAAUGGAAUCGCAGAAAGUUGACUUUCUUUCAAUAUGCGAUUCCUGUUGCAAAUUGAAGACCUGUGGCUUGUAACAUAUUUUACAUAUAAAUAUGUAUUUGUUUUUACAUAUAAAUAUAAUAUCGAUAAAUUACGACAAAAUGAGUAUUUUAUACAAAUAUUUAACAAAAUAAAUUAAUUUUGUGUAUUUUGUCGCAAAAAGUAAACAAAAUUGCGCAAUUCACCAAAUUUUCAUGCGAAGGGUAAAAUAGCGGUGCUAUUGAAAUAGAUAAAAUAAUACUGUUAAUACUCUUCAUUAAAGCUUUUUUUCAUUAAUAGAACGUGUAUAAUAAUUAAACAAAAGUUUGGAAAUUGGAAUGAGAAAAUAAAAUGGAAUACACGCAUACCAUGUAUUACUUGAUUCAAAAAUUUUCAUUUUACAAUUUGUAUUUACAUACAAUAUAAUAUAAAUAUGUUUAUUUGCUGUUUUACUAUCAAAAAACAUUAAUAUUUAUACAAAUUUUAUAUAAAUAUAGUUUAUUAAAUUUGCAGUAAGUAAGAAACUGUAAAUACAAACAUAAUAAAAUGAAUAAUGAAAUGAAUAAUAAAAUGGAUGAAAAAGGAAACAUAGAAAGGAAUGUAUAUGAAUCUCGUUCUUUGAAAAAAUUACCCAGGUCUUCAACGAGACAGAUAAUUUUUCAAUAAUUACGUAGAUGUGAAUAAAGAACUCCUAGUUCUGUCUUGGAAUCGUCCCAGUUCUGCUUUUAGAGGAACCUUGUUUCCGAUUUAUGGACUUGUCUGACCAAGACUCGAGUCUUGUGUAUAAUUAUAUAAUGUAUUCAUAAACCAAAGUGUAGGUUUAUACAUCAAGGUCAAUCGUGAUCUUUAUUACUUGAUAUGGCAAUGAUUUCAAAUGCUGUUCUACGUGCUAAUUAUUAUAAUUAGUGUUUAGACAUGGCGGGAAUAAAUUUUCUCGUCACUUAUCUUGCUUAUCUUGAAUGUUUUGUAAUAUCAUUUAGGUUCGAGUAAUCGUUUUCCUCUUCGCAUGAAGCUAUCGUUUUAAAAUAGAGCAAUUAAGAUUUAGGAAAUAUUUACAAGAAAUGGCGUGUCUAUGUAAUAUGUAUUUGUUUCUAUAAUUUCGAAUAGAUGAAUAUCCGUUACUUCGCAAAGACAUGUUAACGGUUAUUUUAAAUUAUAGGACGAACAUAUCAUUAUAAUUAUCAUAUCAUUAUGAUUUUAUUAAUGUUGCCAAAUAUUGCGACUUGGGUGUAUAUCGAUGAUACAUCAGUAUAUUGACGACUUGCAUGAAUGCAUUAUAAGUAGUAAUAUUUAGUAAAUUUUUCGUUUACAAAUGUUGACUUGUACCAUUGAAAGUGAUUCUAUUUUGACAAAUUUGUCUUGUCUUCACAACUAUUGUAUAAUGUUACAUAUCUGCUCUAAACAAAGAAACAUAGUUUUGCGAAGAUGAAAAUAAUUUAGGAUUCAUUCGCGUGUGAUCGUUACUUAUAAUAAUAGUCCGUAUUUUAUAUAUGUUCCUUUCAUUAUUCGAAUAUCCUUAAAAAAAAAAAAGAAUCGUUAAUGAAUUGUCAAUUUCAAUGACUCCAUAACAGGAGCAGAGAGGUGUGAUAAAAAUUGUUUAUUGCGUAUAUGUCUGUCGUAACGUGAGUGAGUGUUCUGCCGAUAAAAGCGAUAUACUGUACAGUUUUCGUGUAAAUUAUUGAUACGAUAAAUGGAGUUGUUUAGCGUGUAUGUUGUUUACGUUAUGAUUUGACAUAUAGUAUGAGAGUCAUAUAUUAUAAUGAACAACAUCUAAUAUAUUAAAACAAGACUAAAUUAUGUGAUAUAUCUAUAAUUUAUCUUUAGUCAUUUCAUUUUCCCGCUUUUUUUUCAAAUCAUAUCCUACAAAUUGAAUGCAUCAGCAGUUACAUUGUUAUAUCAUAAAUUGUCUGUCUAAACCUAGUCUAUGGAAGGUUACUUUUGAAAAUUUCUGUAAUAUCGAUGUAAUUCAUUUACAUUGAAAAUUUAUGUCGAUUUUUCAAUUAACAUUUACCUAUUUCUAUAUAUUUAUCUAUUUUAAAAAAAGAUUUACUCCUAAAUUCGUUUGUUAAUAAAUAAAUUUGAACAUAAUCAAUAAUUUACACGUUUGCGAUUUGUUUUCAUUGUUCCGAACUUGAAUUGAGAAUGUUCUUUCAUUUCUUUCAAACUAUCGAAGUAAAUAUUCUUAUUGCAUUACAGGAAUUACAGUAUUUUUAAUAUAUUAACGUAUCAUCGAGUUUCUCGUGGGUGCCUAUAUUGAGUAAAGAAAUUUUAUUGAUUCAAAUUAUAUACAAAUUAGUUCGAUUCAUUCGAUUCAUUCGAUUUGUUGUCUAAUAAAUGUUUGUUACCGUUUCAAUAUAAUUUAUUCCAUUCAAAUUGUCUAAAUGGUACGAUUAUCAUUAAUAUGAAUUGAAAAUUAUAAUAUUUGUAAUAUAAAAAUAUUUCUAAAUACAAGUAUCAUUGUAACGUU
This is a messenger RNA of Frieseomelitta varia, 8333 nucleotides long. Its product is annotated as dual 3',5'-cyclic-AMP and -GMP phosphodiesterase 11-like. Gene Ontology annotation, biological process: signal transduction. The record is from RefSeq and is a predicted model, not a curated record. Gene Ontology annotation, molecular function: protein binding; 3',5'-cyclic-GMP phosphodiesterase activity; 3',5'-cyclic-AMP phosphodiesterase activity. The transcript is spliced from 15 exons. NCBI's taxonomy places the organism in Eukaryota, Metazoa, Arthropoda, Insecta, Hymenoptera, Apidae. The coding region runs from base 1882 to 4821 and encodes 979 amino acids.